Cajanus cajan (pigeon pea) is the source of this 2678-nucleotide messenger RNA. RefSeq names its product Homeodomain-like superfamily protein. Gene Ontology annotation, molecular function: DNA binding. The record is from RefSeq and is a predicted model, not a curated record. NCBI's taxonomy places the organism in Eukaryota, Viridiplantae, Streptophyta, Magnoliopsida, Fabales, Fabaceae.
UUUAUUUAUUUAGGAGGAAUGCAGAGAUUGAUUGGAACAAGCAAGCAAAAUACGACAUACGACGAAUUGAAUUUGUUUCUUAUUCUUCUUCUUCUUCUUCUCCCUUUGUCUUUCCGUCUUCACCAGAAGCUCCUUUCUCUGUUCCUAAGCCGAGUUAAGGGGUCAAAUUGAAACCGCAUUCAAUUCCGACUUAAUGUUGCAUUCUCUCUUCCUUUUCCCUCUCGCUUUUCUCACAAGCCACUGAAAAUCCUCGCACCUUUGCCCACAAAACUUUAACAGAAACACCGUUUUUCGCCGCAAUUCCUCACCCCCAUGGAAGAAUCAAGUGAAUUGCAAUCAGAAGAAAAUAAAGUCUCCAAUGAGAAAAAUAAGAAAAGAAAACUGAAAACACCGGCCCAACUUUUGGCCUUGGAGAAAUUUUAUAAUGAGAAAAAGUAUCCCACAGAGGAAAUGAAAUCAGAACUUGCUGAUGAGUUAGGAUUGACAGAAAAGCAAAUAUCUGGAUGGUUCUGCCACAGAAGGUUAAAAGAUAAAAGAAUGAUGAAAGAUGAAGCCGUUGCUAAUGGACGGCAAGAUCGUUCAAGCGGUGUCAUCCAGGAUCGUGGCAGUGGACUUGGGCAAGAUUCAUGUGGAAGCAGUAAACAUGCUGAUUACAGGUACUUGGAUCCUAAGGAGGUUGAGAGCCAUGGCCUCUACAAUCACGAAUUUUCAGUUGCAGAUAUGACUCAUGGACGUAGGAGCCGUUAUCCUGAAAAUGUUAGCGGAGUGGAUGAGACAUCAUCUGAGAGCAGCUCAUAUUUGCAAGAAAGGUUGUUUUCUCAAGGUCAGGAUCCAUAUGAUAUGGAGCAUUCUAGACAUCUUACACCUAAUGGAGCUCUUCCACCUCUAAAUCCCAAAGGUGCCCUUAACAUGGGAUAUAAACCAUCAGGAUAUUUAAAAGUGAAGGGAGAGAUAGAACAUGCUGCUAUAACUGCUGUUAAGAAGCAAUUAGGAAGGCAUUAUCUGGAAGAUGGUCCAGUACUUGGUAUAGAGUUUGACACACUUCCUCCAGGGGCAUUUGAGUGCCAAACUGCAGAUCCAGCUAAUGAACCAUACUGUGUUGCAAAUCCUCCACUUCCGAAUUCUCCAGAAAUCUCUGCUGCAAAAAGACAACCCAGUCAUAGCUCUAGAUAUGAUUCAUAUUAUACUAAAUUUAGUUCCCAAGAUUCACAUAUGGAAGGAGCUGACUUUGGCUCCUUGCAUGAAUCUGAUUUCCAGGAUAAACAAGAUAAGAAAGCCCGCCAGAAUAUAAAACAAAGGCAAGCUUUCUACGGUUAUACCAAUCAUUUUCCUGGAAGGAACUCUUUCUCAGAUUUGUAUGAAGACUCUACUGGAGAAGCAUCUGGUUAUAAUAGCACUAAGAAUCAUAGAAUGAGCACUAAGCAAGGUGUUGAGGGGAUGAGAUCUGAUUCUGCUUCUAACCAUAGUGAUCACUAUGAAGAGAAGAAGGUUGCAGUUAAGCAUAAAGAAUUGAUGCUGCAUGGUUAUGAUAACAUCAAUCCAAAGAAUAUACAAAGGAGCGAACAUGUAAAAUCUAAACCUUCUGGUUCAAUGCGUAAAUCCCGUGUUCCUGUGGAUACUGAAGAAAGGGGGUUAUCUGCUAGGAUGGCAAAGGAAGAUAUGAUUAAGGGGGACAGGAAAGCAAAAAAUGCAUACCGUGAUGGAGAUGGAGCAGGGAUGCUUUCAAAUGAAAUCAUGGUUGCAAAACGAGCUAAAGUUGACCCGCUUCAACAAUACCAUGUGAAACAAACACCUCUUGCUGAGAUGGAACCAAGGAAAAUUCAGAGAUUUUUGAAAGGCAUGAUGAGCAAUCAGGCAGUUGGGGAGCCCUCCCUUAAAAGCUAGGGUAGGGGUCAACGGGGGAGAAUCAAGCACUUAAGUAUUCCAUCAAGCAUCAUAUACUACUCGAUGCGAGACUUAACCACUCCAUAAUACCCAAGUCCCUAACAUAGCACUGCCUGUGGGAGUUAAUGUCUCGGUGGCUGCACUCUAUAUGCUUCACUUCCUCAACCUUUUUGGUCACCCCCUUUGUUGGUAGCGUUCUCUGAGACACCGGCAACAAGUUGUGAUACCAAUUAAUAAGCAUCUGCGCACUCGGGGGUAUUCUUCCUUAAAAGUUAGCUGUCAAGGGGGGGGAUCCAAGCCACUUAAGUACUCCACCAAGCAUCCCAUACUACUUAAUAUGAGACUUAAACACCUCAUAAUACCCAAGUCCUUAUCAAGGCACUAGAAAGUAAUGGUUGUUGAAAAUCCAUUAUGAUAUUUUAUUGGCGAUGAAGAUCAAACAUGCAGUGUUGUCCCAAUGGUUUCAUUGUCGUGUGCUUAUUUUGCUUUUAAAAAGUUUUUAAUCAAAACUCUAGUAAGCAUCUGCUGCUAAAAAGCUUUUUCGAGUAAACGAGGGUCUCUAAACACCAGGUGUGGCUUGGUUGGUUAAUUGAGCUCCAUGUGCGUGGACAGGACUUCACUUUCAGGGCAAGCAUUAAAUAUUUAAAUUCCACUAGAACCACCUUGUGGUCAAUUUGAAGGGAUUGGUGCCAAACAUCAUGGUCUUGCCCAAUUAACAGUUUCCUAUUUCUCCUUAGAAAUUUUUGCAUCCAAAUUGUUAUGGGAUAGAGACUUUUUGUUUUUUCUCGUAACAU